AUGCUUCAGUCCAUGUCUGGUGCCGACGACCGCAAGCGAGCCCUCACGGGUACCGUGGAGGAUGGUCCGCGCAAACGCCUGCAUUCGGACGAAGCAACAUCCAAGUCUGCCGCUACGCCUACAAAUGACAACGAAGAUGAUGAAGCGCUUCACCCAGCAUAUGCUGGUCUAGAAGCUUUUCGAAAAGAAGCUAUCUACCGCAAGCUUCUCGAAGCAAGGAGAGAUCUUCAACGCAUAGAGCGAAGAGCAGGCACCUUCCAAGAUGACCUUGCUGUCUCUGAACAGCGCGCUGCCGUUCUUCAGCGAUUCUGGAACUUGCUCCUCACCGAGCUUGCCGCUCGCUUAGCCAUCCAGGACCAGGAUGUAUUUGCAUUGUCUUCAGCGUCCGAUUCAAGAUCUGACCUGACAGCUAUGGAGCAGCAGCUUGAGCAGCAAUCCUCGGCGGUGCUUCGAUGCCUUUCGCAGCAGGGCGACGUUAACAUUGUUGAGCUUCAGCAGAAGCUCCACGAUCUUGCAGACGAAGGCUCUCGUUACAAGCAAGAUCUCUUCCUGACCCAGUCCAAGUUGCAGCGAGCUCAAGAUGCACUCGCCCAAACUUCUCAAAAGCUCUCGAAAGUGGAGCACGAGUACGUUCGCUACCAGAGCAACCUUCUUCGCGCCACAGAGGGAAAGCCCACCAUACCAGCUGGAACAAUCGUAUCAGCGUCUGAGCCUGCACCUGCGACGGAACAGACGGCCGAUACGGCGGUCAAGAAAGAGACUGCAACUCUAGCCCCUACAGAUGGAGCACCACAUACUUCUGAAACCUUACAAAAGGCAGUUGAUGAGCUCGAGAGCGCACGUCAGGACGUCGAGCUCACACGGAGGGAGAGUGACUCGAGGUACGCCGAAAUUCAAACCCUCAACGAAGAGGUGCGGACGCUCAAGUGCAAACUGCACGAAACGCAGACCAAGCUGACCACGCUACCGGAAGAGGUGUUGCUCAGCUCCGCUCUGUACCGCGAGCUCCAAACCUUGUUGCGAAACGCACAACAGGACUUGCAAAGCAGCAAAGAGGCCAUGCAGGCCCUCGAAACUGAGGCUACCGCCUUGCGAGAGGACCGCGCUGCUUUCCAGCAAACUGUGGAAGCAGAAGCCGCCAGUCGAUCUGAAGAUCUCGAAAAGCUUAUCAAGGCAAAGGAAGCCGAUGUCACGCGUUUGCGGAGCCAGCGGGACGAGCUCAAUGCCGAGCUAACCGAACGUCGCUCGCGCGAGCAGGUCAAAUUUACGCAGAUUGAGGAGAUGAAGGCGCUGCUCAACAGUAAGGAGGAGCGUUUGAUUCUGCUUUCAAGUCAGGUGCGACGUUUACGUAUGGCGGUGGCAGCUUUUCAUGGCCAAAGCGCCGGUGUAUCCGCCUUGGCCACCGCUGAGUCGGAAGAGGAUCAGUUUGAACAAGUCAGCCGCGCAGCGCAGCAAGCCCAAGCGCGUGUAGCCGAGCUUGAACAGCGUCUAGGUGUCGCUGGCCAGAAUGCGUCGCCAAACGGCACGGGCGCAACCGCCAAGACGGAGAAAGGUGCCGAUGUCGAUACCAAGGCGGAGAAAAGUGUCGAAGCUGCCAGCGAAAGCGAGCUACAAGGCGAGAUUCAACGAUUGCGCCUGUCGUUGCAGGCCGCCGAGGCUUCGAGCAAGGCUGUGGACGACGAAUUAGAAAAAAUCAGCGCAGCAUACGCUGACUUGGAAAGGCAAGCGUCAGUCAAAGUGACGGAUGUAAGCCGCAUGGAGGAAAAGGCAUUGCGGUGGGUGACGGAAAAGUCCAAGGCAGACAACAAGUACUUUUCGGCAAUGCGCGCCAAGGACGCCGUUGAUGCAGAAUUGCGGACGGCAAAACAGGUGCACGAGCGGCAACAAAAGACGAUCGAAGCGUUCGCAGAUGUAGAACGCAAUUAUGUCGUACAGUCGGGCUUGCACGAGAAGGCGAUCUCCACUUUCAAGAAAGUGACCGAUGCGCAAACUCAUCGGAUCGAGACGCUGCAACGUGAGCUCGAGCUGGCCGAGUCACGUCUCACUGAGUUGGCGAGGGUCAAGGAGGUUGCCAGCGACUCUGCCAAGGAGCUCAUCAAUACGGCCAAUUUGGAAAAGGACCAACGCAAGCGCGCAGAAGAGCGCAUCGUUCGUCUUGAAAAGGACCUCGAAAGCUCCAAACGACAGCUGGCGAAAGCUGCUGCGUCGGCAGCCAAGAACAAGGGCCGUCGCGAUGCGGACGCUGGAGACGGCGCAAGCGAGAAGGACUUUCUUAAUGCCUUGCUACAGUGCUCCUCUUGCAAGGAGCGCUAUCGCAACCGCAUCUUGACAAAGUGCUACCACACAUUUUGUUCUGAAUGCAUCGACUCUCGCGUGCAGACGCGUCAGCGCAAGUGCCCCCACUGCGCCCUCGCGUUUGCCGUGAGCGAUGUACAACCUUUAUACCUCCAGUGA
Mycosarcoma maydis (corn smut) is the source of this 2454-nucleotide messenger RNA. RefSeq names its product E3 ubiquitin-protein ligase BRE1. Gene Ontology annotation, molecular function: ubiquitin protein ligase activity; metal ion binding. Bases 1 to 2454 code for a protein of 817 amino acids. Lineage: Eukaryota; Fungi; Basidiomycota; Ustilaginomycetes; Ustilaginales. Gene Ontology annotation, cellular component: nucleus; HULC complex. The transcript has a single exon. The record is from RefSeq and is a predicted model, not a curated record.